UGAAGAAAGGGGUCCCAAGCAAGCUUGUGAGGAAGGGUUAGGGGAGGGAAGGAAGCAACAGAAGGGCCUGAUUUUUUUUGCCAUCUUUUGUCCAUCUCUUCCCCCUCCUGUUGAAAGGAUGAAUGCAGGAAAGCCCCUGGCCCCCUCCCACAGAAUGUCAGCCAGUGAAGUCUGUUUCCUGAGUAAGGAGGGCGGCCCUGAGAAGAGAAGCAGAGCUGCUAAGCCCACACCCCCAUUGCCAUAACCUCUCUGGCUCUUCUCGGACUUUCAGAACAGGACACACCCUUGCAGCCCCAGAUAAACAAGCUGAGUUUUAGGAUUUUAUCCUCAAGGUCUUCUCCCUUCUCUCUCCAUCACACUUCUUACAGGUACCUGCUACCCCCAUGUCAACCAGUCCUAAUUCCUUGAUGGGGCCUAGCCCUUCUGAGACCCCCUCCUCAAUGCUCUUCAGUGACUGGGAUGACAUCCAUAACUGGACAGAACUGAUACAUUUCUUCAACCAUACCUUUUCUGAGUGUGAAGUCAACCUCAACGAAAAUGCCAAGCGUGUGGUCCUCUUUGUACUCUACCUGGCCAUCUUUGUGGUUGGGCUAGUGGAGAACCUGCUAGUUAUCUACAUCAACUGGAGAAGCCUGGGCCAAGGGAAACUGCUCAAUCUCUAUGUCUUCAACAUGGCCGUGGCUGACUUGGGUAUCAUCCUGUCUCUGCCUGUGUGGAUGCUGGAAGUCACUCUGGACUACACAUGGUUGUGGGGUAGCUUCUUCUGCCGCUUCACACACUACUUUUAUUUUGCCAACAUGUAUAGCAGUAUCUUUUUCCUAACCUGCCUCAGCAUAGACCGGUAUGUCACACUCACCUACUCCUCCCCUUUCUGGCAGCAACAUCAGCACCGCGUGCGGAAAGGAGUAUGUGCAGGUGUUUGGGUCCUUUCUGCCCUCAUCCCACUGCCAGAGGUAGCUCACAUCCAUCUGAUAGAUGCCACAGAUCCGAUGUGCCUGUUCUUGGCACCAUUUGAAACAUAUAGCACAUGGGCGCUGGCUGUGACCCUCUCUACCAUAGUCCUGGGUUUCUUAUUACCCUUUCCACUGAUGGUAGUCUUUAAUGCGCUGACUGUUUACCAGCUACAUCAGGUGGGACGGCCAGAGGCUCGGCGCCACGGACUAUUGGUUUGUGCCUAUGUGGCUGUUUUUGUGGUCUGCUGGGUGCCCUACCAUGUAACACUGCUGCUGCUCACACUACAUGGGAACCAUAUCUUCCUCCACUGCUCCAUGGUCUAUGUCCUCUACUUCUUCUAUGAUGUCAUUGACUGUUUAUCGAUGUUGCACUGUGUGGCUAACCCUAUCCUCUACAACUUUCUUAGUCCCAGCUUUCGUAACCGAUUGAUGGGUGCUGUGGUCCAUUAUAUCCCCAAGGACCAGACCAGGAAAGGCAGGGGUUCUUCUUCCUCCUCCACCACCAAGCAUUCGAUUGUCAUUACUAAGGAGGGAGCCCAAACCAACUAGAUAGGACCCUCUCCUCCCAACUCCCCACCACGUCGGAGCCUGCACUUCCAGAAAUGUGCAUUAUCCUUCCUUAAUUCUAAACACCUCAUCUCUCCCCAUCCCUCAAUCUGAUAUGCCCAACUCUGAUGGAUUCCUGUUUCAGACUUUUCUGCUGAGGAGAGACAGUUUUCCAGACUUAAAAAGAAUGCAAAAAUCAAGUGGGGUCACAAAGAGUUGGACACAACUGAAACAACUGAACAACAACAAAAAGCAAGGGAGGACAAUGCACCUGAAGGCAAGAGAUGGGGUAUUUACAUACAGUGAUUAGCACAGAGUGUUAAUUCUGGUAUAUACUGAAAUUGGGAACAGGUCCACAGAAUUGUUAUGACCAUUUGCCCAAUUCAAUUUCUCUCUCUAUGGGUUCGGAAUCAGGCACAAUUCUUCAGAAGUAUCUGUAAUAUGGGCAGGGAGAAGGGAACAAAAGUCAGAAUUAUCUGGACCCCUGACCCUAGAAUAACUGGCACUUCAAAGUGGUGGGGGAGGGAGGGAAGGGCAGGGAGAUGGAAAGGGACUCAACAAAGGAAGCUGGAAACACCACAAAUCACCCUAACCAGAAGGACAAACCUGGCAGUAGCCUCAGACUUGUCUUUUUUUGCGUAUAUACUGAAUUCACUGAACUAUCCUGGAUCUGAGGACAGGAUGCUAGAGGCCAAGGAGCUAGGAGGCCACAAGCAGGAUAUCCCCAAGGUCCCACUGUUUUGAACUAAGAGUAUAUAUCUUUAGUGUAAGGAUAAGUAAAGCAGAGGUAGGGGAGACAAGCUAGAGGAAGCUGCCUAAAUAUCUGGAGUCUAACACAAUUGUCAUGAAGCUGGAUCAAGAUUACACUUCUCCUCCCAAGACUGCUGGAAAUAGCUCAGCUUGGUCUUCCUCGUUCCCCACGUUCCUGGCAAGGGCUGGAAAGUUCAGUAUUGGGACCUACAGACCAGUUCUAACAUCCAUCUCAAGGAUGUUCUCCUUUUUGCGUUUCUUUGAAGCCAAAUGUACAUUUUACUUUUCUGUGUAGAUAUAUCAACAACUUACCUACACACUUAGCCUGGGGAAAGGGCAAGUUAAUGGGUAUUAAUGAGAGGGUUUUAGGCCAACAAGAACUACAAGACUAAGUCUCCAUUGCCUUUGGCAAGCCCUGGCUUCAUAAUUCUCCCCAGGGAUAAGCAAUCAUGAACUUACACACUCCUUCUACCUACCUACUCCCCCGAUGAAAGCAAGCAGUAGGCACAGAAUAUCUCUUCCAGAACAAGUUUGUAACCUUUGUUCCAUGAACUUGUUUUCCAAAAUAUUUUGAUAAACAUAUUUCGAUAUCAUUGA
Phascolarctos cinereus (koala) is the source of this 2846-nucleotide messenger RNA. It is a transcript of the gene ACKR5, whose product is annotated as atypical chemokine receptor 5. The record is from RefSeq and is a predicted model, not a curated record. NCBI's taxonomy places the organism in Eukaryota, Metazoa, Chordata, Mammalia, Diprotodontia, Phascolarctidae. Gene Ontology annotation, cellular component: membrane. Gene Ontology annotation, biological process: G protein-coupled receptor signaling pathway. Gene Ontology annotation, molecular function: G protein-coupled receptor activity.